AUGUCCACCAAACCCCCUCACAUUCCCCACAUCCAUCUCCUCUGCAUGGAGGAAGAAUUCAGCGACGCAUUCAAAGUCGCCCGUCAGAGCCGCAAACUGCCUGACUCAGUCUCAGUCGAAAUCCACAACUAUGCCCUAUCCCAACUCCCCGAGCACGUCAAGUACGACACCAUUGUCUCACCCGCAAACUCUUACGGCCGUCUCGACGGGGCUUUUGACGAUGCUAUAUCCCGCCAGUUCUCACCGCGCGAUGAUUACCUCGCUCUCACGCACGUAGCUCAAGCGCAGCUGUACAAGACCUGGCGAGGUUUUGCGCCACCUGGGACAUGCACCCUUGUUUAUAUCCCAGAGGAGUUUGAUACCCGGUCUCGAAAUGUGUCCGGCACACGACGUGUCGCUAUCUGCCCGACUAUGCGUAUGCCUGCGGAUGUUCGGUGGAAUAAAGAGGUUGUAUACGAGUGUAUCUGGAGUUUACUCUGUGCUAUCGAUAACCAUAACCGUGAUGCAGCGGAGGACGAUAAGAUCGAGAGUGUUCUCAUGACUCCGUUGGCGACGGGUGUAGGACGUGUGAGUGCGGAGAAGUGGGCGUGGCAGACUGUCUUGGCUAUGAAGCAUUUCGUCGAGGCUUGUGAGAAUCCUAAGAAGUGGGGUGCUUUGGACUGGUCUGAUCUUGGGAGGACGUGUGCCGAGACGCAGCUUACAUGGACGAAAUGA
Messenger RNA from Fusarium sp. VM40, 714 nucleotides. The record is from the annotation of a GenBank genome assembly. Lineage: Eukaryota; Fungi; Ascomycota; Sordariomycetes; Hypocreales; Nectriaceae.